CCAGGUGGACUUCAGCUGAUGUCCAGAGUCAACAAUGGUCAACCAAAAUCCUGCAAAACCAGUGGAAAGAAAAAAGAACUUCUCGUUUCGGCAUUGAUUCUGCGACUCUCAGCGAUUAAUGUGUUUCACUGUUUUAUCAAUUUGAUCUUCCCUAACAAAAAGAACGUAAAGCUGACCACAAACCACGCUGUCAACGCCAUGCUGAAGUCAAGGCAUGAUUAUAGGACUUCAGGAGUACCUACUUUGAAAGACAUCAUUUACGGAGUCAUGCCACCCAUACCAUGAUAUUUCUAUAAACAAGAGUUGCCUUGCUGCUGUGCCCUUGGUGACUGCGAGACCAUCUGAUUACAGUUGCAACUGCAAGAAAGCAUCACAGUUUCUAUCAGUUAUAAAUUAGUACAUUUAUACAGGAUCAGAAACUCAGUUCAGAACCGCCUGCCUGCGCCUGCAAUGAAGCACUGCUGUAUACAUCAAGUUGGGCAAGAACUGCGAGAAGUAAACAGCUCGAUUAUAUUCCAGCCGACUUUGACGGCCACGACGUUGGCGCCCCUUUUAAUCUCGCUGACGGAGGACCGUCUGGAAGGAUAUUCAUCGACACACUCUAUAGGACGUUCCUUUUCACUGAAGAACACGGUUCCGGAAGGCCUCCGUCGGACCCAUUCCAACGGUGGCGUUUGCGGCAUUUAUUUGGACAUUGUAUGACCUUGUUAUCUAUAAGGAUGAUCUAUGGGUCGAUGAGUCCAUCCGCAGUCUGCUGGAGACGUCGUCGCCCUUCCGGCCAGUUUGUUUAGCAUCAAAAGAUCCGGCAACAUCCUCCCUACUUUCCCAGUUCCGCAAUGGCAAUGGACGAUAGAUGCCGAAGCUUUCCGUCCGUCCAGCGACUUUGCUUUCUUUUUCUUUAGCGCCGCUUGCGAUCUGAGUCAACUCGACGUUGGCUUCUUUUCUGAAUAUUUUCCACAAAUUGAGCACCAUCUUCACCAGCCAGUCAUCCAACGUCCAAAACAUUCAGAAUCUGCCCGCUUUGCCUAGUCUGACCCGACUGGCCAUUACUUAUAGUUCACAGGGCUGGAGCCGAUUGCCGAUUUCUCUCGUCUUGGGCGCAGUCAGCUGAAACUUCUUUGACGGAAUGGCAGCCGACACCCGCCCUAGAGAUGCUGUGUUUGACGACGAAUCUGUUGAGGCAAAUUCCUACCCAGAUGGGUUCUGGGUUCAUUUUAUCAGCUGAUGCAGCUGGAUUUGCCCAACAACAGUUGCCAACUCACUCCCAGCGUAUCUUUCAUAUUCAACGCUCAUGUCGAUUAUUUGUACCUGGAAUCCGACGCGGUAUCAGCAGCAUCAAAUCGAACCCGACGGUCGAUACCUUUCAAGGCGAUUUUCCAUACCGUUUGAUAGUAUAACCACGGUGAUAUGACAAUAGGUAGCUAUACAUCAUUACAUAUAAAGGAAACCAAAUCUCUUUCCUCAUCUUGUAGCACGCCACUGUGUGUCCGAUUUUCUUCCACGUAUUCAUUUUUCUCUGACGAACCAUUUAAUAAUGUCAUGACUAUUUUUUUAUUAUCAACAACACCAACCAACUUUCAUGCAACCUGGAGUGACAGAUCAAAGAGAAUAAUUCAAUAAAUGAUCAGGCACAAUUAACUUGGCGAUUUCAACCGGUUUCAUCUGAGCGACACGGUCACACACGAGUCCAACUUUCACCUACUGCAAUGCAAUCUCACGAGUCAAGACAUUCGAUUCAGCGUUUCGAACGAUAACAAGCUUUUGCACCAACAUUAUUCAUCCACCUGGCCGCACGUCCCCUGGGGUCUGCCGAGAACCCAAUAUCAGCUUGCCCUCGCCCUGAAUUCCUACACCGACGGUAUAUAAAAUCAAGAGAAAGUUUAUUAAGCUCUCCAAUCAGGUUGGUUGAUGACGAAGAUGAAGAUGCUGAAUGUCGACGGUCUGAUGGGGUGAUGGUUCCCGUCCAUCAAAGUAUACAAAGUGUCGACAACUAUUUCAUCGCGAGGAGGUAAAGACAAACAUCUCCUUAAGUUGUUGCAUUCUAUAAAAAGCCGACGCUGCCUUUGAAUUUGGUGAGACCCACUUUUUCUUACAUCGUCGCCGACCAGUUUUCGAGGCUGAAACUCGUUGAGACUUGAGACCGCUACUUUUACGAUCUCGACUGACAGGCCGGUUCUUUUAAUAGUGGAGGUAUUAUUCGACAGCAUUUUUACACGGAAUUUGAAUAUUUUUUUUUCUAAUUUUUUUAAUUGAUGUGGUUCAAUUGAAUGAAAUUCGGAAAAUCAACGCCCGUCUCGUCUGUGUUAACGUCACGUCCAGUUUCAGCCACUCUUUUCCAAAUCUGACUCCGAGCCGUCCGAGGUGUAAUUGUUUAUUAUCAAUUGUUUUUCGUCCGCUUCCUUCUUAUGCAGUAAUAGUAAUAGUAACAGUAAUCGUAUGCAGUAUUAUUUAAAUUAGCGUUCAUGACUCGCCAAUUUAUUCAAGUGUCUUGUCAUUGUGGUUUCGCCCUUUCAGUUCAAGUUUUAAGUUUUCUUCACCGAGAAAGUUCUACAAAAUAAGAUAGUCAAAUCAGCUCAGUGGACAGCAAAAAUAAAGCGUUGAUUACAUAAAUAGCCGCCGGCAUAUUUACAUAUUAUUAUUUUCAUGCUGACUCAUUGCGUUUUUUUUAGUGAAUUGCAUUCAAACUUUUGUGCCACAACCGGAUUACAAGUUGAAGUUGACGAUAAAUUGGCCGUUAGCACCUUUCCCUAAAUGCGCCAACGUUAUAUAAAGUAGCCAUUGCGGCCAGCAACAGAGCCAUAACCCAACUUACGUAACGCGCACUAGAUUGUAUAAAUAUAUGGGCGGAGGAGAAGGGUGUCCACCGCAGAGCGCGUUCAGAGUCGGCCGUUGCGGGAACUCAUUGCUAAGAGCUCAGUCCACCUAGCUGUCCACCUAGCUGUCCUGUCAGUGUCUACCCUUUUUUCUUCUUCACCAUAUUGUUGCCAGCUCGUCAAAUAUGGAGUUACGUUGGCUGAUUGAAGUAUCCGUUAUGGGCUUUCUGCUUACGGUGGCCACCAGUCAGAAAUAUCCGCAGCCAAAGUCGACCAGUUAUCCCAACGAACGCGUCCCGCCGGCAAAUGGAUACAAUUACGACCGACCCAUUACGACGACAGGCGAUGACUAUCUUCCUGUUGCUGCCAUCGAACCUGUCUACGGCACGAAUUCUCCCGGAGGAAACUACAACCAAUACCCCAAUCCGGCCGGAGGAAGUGAUAAUGAAAGCAAAUACCCAGCCAAGGAUUAUCAUGUCCCGUUGAGCUAUUGCCCCGAAGUUGGCGGAUUGGAAUCGCAUUGCCGACCGGCCAAAGAUUGCGCCGUGUGGUACAAUAUCGUCCGUACGAUUCCCGGAACUUCUUGCACGCUAGAAAACGGACAAGGCGGCCAAGGAAUCUGCUGUCCCCACAUGCCCUACAAUGGUCGACAUGGGGCGACGUUUAGUAAGCCGAGCUCGUGCCCGCAAGGCCUCCAGCCCGACCCUCAUCCUGACCGAAUCACCGAGAUCUCGGUGAAGGAAGCCGUCAAAUUGGGUAAACUGCAGAUGGCGUCUAUGAUAGAUACUGAGAAGCGUCUCGUCCGGAACAACAUCCAAGUCAGACCCGGAUCCCAGCGCCACACCCACAGUCGGAUCUUCUUCCACUCGGCACCCGCAGCCGUUAGAAUCAGCAACAGUUCACUCUACGCCGUUAACACGGCUCUGCAUUUAGUAAAGAGAUAUCAAAUCAAGCCGGAGCAGGUCGAGUGCGUUUUGAACCAUUUGGAACUGAAAUACACGACCAUAGCCGACACGUGUCCGAUUUUCCCCGACUGCGAUCUCAAGACAUUCAAUUCGCCGUUUCGAACGAUUACGGGCAUUUGCAACAACAUUCAUCCACCUGGCCACGUCCCCUGGGGUGUGCCGAGAACCCAAUACCAACGGGCUCUCGCCCCGAAUUACGCCGACGGUGUCUGGAUGCCUCGACGAGCUACAAAUGGUGGCCAACUUCCCCAUCCCCGUUUGCUGUCAAACUUGUUGAUUCGCGACCUCGACGUCGCCAGCGACACGGACACCACUUUCGUCAUGCAGUACGGCCAGUUUAUCGAUCACGACAUGCUGGAAACCAUGGAAUCUAAAACAGCCGACGGAGCGUCAGUGCCUUGUUGCACGGACGAUGGUCAAUUUCUUGACGAGGGCGACCUUAGUCACGGCAAGUGCAUCCCCAUCGAAAUUCCCAAGGACGACCCGUUUUACUCCAUGUUUCGCCAACGUUGCAUGCAAUUCGCCCGUUCCGCUCCCGCGUGUAGAACCGACGGACGCCUCGGACAUGUUGAGCAGAUGAAUCAAAAUACUCACUAUCUGGAUCAUUCUGGCCUUUACGGCUCCGACGAUCAACUGGCCGGUGAGCUGAGGACGUUCGAAAACGGCGCUCUCAAGGUGUUUGUCCGUCCUGGCAAAGGUUGCCACCACCACGACAUGGACUUGCAUCCACCCGACAACGAAACGGAUGUCGAUUGCGCCUUGUCCAAGGCCAUCACCGGAGUCAAUCCGCCUCCUGAAAUCAAAUGCUUCAAAGCAGGCGACGACCGAAUCAACGUCACUCCCUACAUGGUCGCCUCGCAAACUGUUUUCUUGCGGGAACACAACGGAGUUGCCGGAUUGCUGGCGGAACUCAAUCCGCACUGGGACGACGAGCGCCUCUACCAGGAAGCCAGACGCAUUCUCAUUGCCCAAAUGCAGCACAUCACCUACAACGAAUAUCUCCCAGUCCUCAUCGGUCGGGAGAAGAUGCAGGAGCUUAGCCUGUUGCCACUCCAAAAAGGAUUCAGUCGCGAUUACGACGAAAACGUCAAUCCGUCCAUUUUGAACGAAUUCGCCGCUGCUGCCUUCCGUUUCGGCCACUCUCUCGUUCCCGGAAAACAAGACCUCAUCAACCAGCGGAGAGUGAAAGAACGUGACAUUUUGUUACGACAACAUUUUUUCAAGACGACAGAGACGUACACGCCCGGCAAUUUAGACAAGUUCCUCAUCGCCUUGGCAACGAUACCCAGCCAAAAAGUGGACACGUAUUUCACCGAAGAGAUGACCAAUCACUUGUUUGAAGAGGCUGGCAAGGGAUUCGGUAUGGAUAUAGUGUCGCUUAACAUCCAACGCGGACGUGAUCACGGUUUACCUGGAUACAAUUCUUACCGCGAACUUUGCGGACUCCCCCGCGCCAGAGAUUUCCACGACCUUCUCGACGUUAUUCCUCCCAAGAUCGUCGAGAAAUUCGAGUCCGUGUACGACACUGUGGAUGAUAUAGAUUUAUUCAUUGCUGGUGUGUCCGAGCGACCGGCCAAAGGCGCCAUGGUAGGUCCCAUCUUCCAGUGUAUCAUCGCCGACCAAUUUUUGAGGUUGAAACGGGGUGAUCGCUACUUUUACGAUCUCGGCGGACAGGCCGGCUCGUUCACCCAAGAACAACUGGACGAAAUAAGGAAAAUAAGUUACUCGCGCAUCGUCUGUGACAACAGCUUCGUCCAGUUUAUUCAACCGCUUUUCUUCAAAGCAGAAUCAGAACUGAAUCCCAUCGUGAGUUGCAUGUCCUUUGACUCCAUUCCUCGUAUGAAUCUUUUCCCGUGGAAGGAGAAUGGAAGUGCUGACUGGCGACUGCAGAAAUAUUGAAACUAGACUUUAUUAACUACUACUUAUUUAUUACUUUUAUUAAUUUAGCCUACUUUAUUGAUCCGUCAAAUGAUCAAUAAAAUCAAAAAUUCUUCAUUUUUUUAUGGUUUUUUGGAAAUAUGAAAUAUUUUGAUUCUUCACUUCAUCGCUUUAUCACUGGUAAAACAGGAAAUAUUUCGCGGUGAAAUUGUGGGAUGUUUCAUGCUUAUUUACAGUUUAACAGAGUUCUGGAAUCGUGUAAAAUCUUGUGUUUAUUAACGAAAGAAAAACUCGCCGUAGUA
Messenger RNA from Daphnia pulex (common water flea), 5958 nucleotides. RefSeq names its product peroxidase-like. The record is from RefSeq and is a predicted model, not a curated record. Gene Ontology annotation, biological process: response to oxidative stress. NCBI's taxonomy places the organism in Eukaryota, Metazoa, Arthropoda, Branchiopoda, Diplostraca, Daphniidae. Gene Ontology annotation, molecular function: heme binding; peroxidase activity. The transcript has 19 exons. Bases 2999 to 5677 code for a protein of 892 amino acids.